AUGGGAGCGGCCGCCCCGCUGCUGCGCGCCGCGCUGCUGUUGGCGCUGAGCCCGGCGCACGCGGCCGCCGCUCCGUGCGCCGCCAUCUGCCCCGCGGGUACCUUCGUGGCCGGCGAGGGCUGCGGGCGGGGAGCGAACUGCCAGCAGUGCCCGUCGGACACCUUCUCCAGCGCGGUGGGAGCCAGCAGCUGCAAACUGUGCCGCAAGUGCGAAGGAAGAUUCAAGUACUUAAAGGUGUGUUCACCAAUAAGUGACGCUGAGUGCACGUGCAAGGAGGGAUAUCGCUGCAGUGACGAUGGCUGCUCCCGCUGUGACAGAAGCUGUGGGCUGGGCAAGGAGAGAACUGGGAGCGGUUGCCAGACUUGCCCCUAUGGAACUUUUAAUGAUCAGCCUGAUGGCUCCUGUAAAAACUGGACAAUAUGUUCUGAAAACCAGGUUCUGCAGCCUGGAACUGCAACAAAAGAUGUGGUUUGCAAACACAGUCCAGAUAAUCCCACUUUAGCCACCACUUUACCCACCACUUCUCCUGCAGUUCCAUUUCCUAUCGCUGUGCCAGGGAGGGACCUCCAGAUGGACAUUAUCAGAAUUUCUCUCGCUGUAGCAGGGCUGUUGUGCAUAGCAUUUCUUCUGCCUUUGUGUGUAUGCCUCAGCGUCUGGCAGAAAAAGAAGCUACACGCUGUCUUCAAGAAAAUGCAGACUACACCUGAGCAGUCAGUCCAGGAAGAGACCUGCAGCUGCCGCUUCCCUGAGGAGGAACAAGGCGAAGAUCAAGAUUGUGGCAAAUCCACAGAAUUCAGAGACCUCUUGGAGAACUAAGAAUUGGACUGUCCAGGUCACCCCUAUUUGUUUCCUCUUAGAACACAACCUUUCAAUUUGUGAAUUUCAGAGUGCUAAGUAGUCCAUUUAAGGAGAAAGCACAUCUUUUCUAGCUUGUUGAUUGUUAUCUGGGACUGGGAAUCAUAUUUCUAACCAGUAGUAGUACUGCUGUGCUUAAAACCAAGGCCAGCAUGACAUUCUGGCUCCUCUUAUAAAUGCUGCCUGAGCCAUAACUUACACGAAGCCUGAAAGCAUUUAUCCCUAAAAUGGAGAUUUGUAGCGUGUAGGAGAGCUGUGUGUGCCACUCAUGGUCUCUGCAUUACUGUUGCCAGCUCUCCUCCUGAGUCUGGAGCUGCAGCUCCUCUCAAAGCAUAGCUCAAACCCAGCGGUGUUGGGUUUCUUCUGCAAACACAGAUCUCAUCUCAGACUUUCAGUUGCCAGCAGCCAUGGAAACAGAUCUGGCCUGACCACCACACAGCCUCUUAUGUCAGAGACAGGAAAAUGUAAAAAAAAAAAAAAAAAA
Lagopus leucura (white-tailed ptarmigan) is the source of this 1339-nucleotide messenger RNA. It is a transcript of the gene TNFRSF9, whose product is annotated as TNF receptor superfamily member 9. NCBI's taxonomy places the organism in Eukaryota, Metazoa, Chordata, Aves, Galliformes, Phasianidae. The transcript has 7 exons. Bases 1 to 816 code for a protein of 271 amino acids. Gene Ontology annotation, molecular function: cytokine binding; signaling receptor activity. The record is from RefSeq and is a predicted model, not a curated record. Gene Ontology annotation, biological process: regulation of cell population proliferation. Gene Ontology annotation, cellular component: external side of plasma membrane.